AUGACUACCAACAGGCCCUUCUUCGGCGGCUUCCUGGCCGCUUUCCGAGCCCAGCAACCCAACCUCCAAAAGGCAGCUACCUCGCAAGCCGCCUCUGUAGCCUCGUAUUCGCCGAACAACACAGCGCAGCAAAACCCGACGCUCGACAAUGCCGCCACGGCGCGGACCAUCACCACAAAGACCCGAUCGCCAUCGCCCGGCGCCACAACUGUCUCCGUACAAGCACCGGGCCACUUCCAACCCACCAGACAGCACGCUGCGCCAUACAACCGCUCCACAUCACCCAAGGCCAAAGCCUUCCCCAUACCAGGUGCAUCACAGCGGAGCAGGAGAGGGUCAGACAGCUCGUCAGAGGGUUUCCACGAGGCCAUGGGCGCCGAGAAGUGGUACAUUGGCGGCCGGACAGCAACAGGAGAAGAAAAGUUCUACAAGCUCGGCAUGGUGAAGCGCCACAGGAGCGCAGACCGCUUGAGCGUGGAUAAGCUUAGCAUAUAGCCUGGAAGAGGGUCACUUUGGUUCAAAAGCGUAGAUGCAUGGUUGGCGUUCGGGCAGGUAUCAGUACUAUCAACAUUCAAGGUUGAAUCGUCAUUUACAAGAGCAUUCAGGGUACAAACGUUGGUCAGAAACAGGAUUCAAACUUAUACGUAAAUACUUCUAUUCAAAUCCUUCCCA
This is a messenger RNA of Pyrenophora tritici-repentis Pt-1C-BFP, 672 nucleotides long. Its product is annotated as Atrophin-1 multi-domain protein. The record is from RefSeq and is a predicted model, not a curated record. Lineage: Eukaryota; Fungi; Ascomycota; Dothideomycetes; Pleosporales; Pleosporaceae.